Molecule: messenger RNA, 705 nt
Organism: Knipowitschia caucasica
Lineage: Eukaryota; Metazoa; Chordata; Actinopteri; Gobiiformes; Gobiidae
Source: the annotation of a GenBank genome assembly
AUGUCCUUUUCGGCCUCUUCUGACUAUUUUGCCGCGGAGUGUUUGGUGUCGAUCUCCAGCGGCCCGGUGCUGCACAGACCGACCCCGGUGGAUGCCAGUGGCCAGGCCGCCGUAGUGGGCCCUGUUCCCGGGGACGAGGGUUCGAGUGAGGACAGGGAAGUGCGGGACACGCUGCGCCUGGAGGGGGCCAACAUGAUGGCUGUGGCGGGCAUUCUCACCGACAUCCAGGACAAGUUUCGGCCCAUGUCGGCCUACUCUGAGAGCAGUAACUCCUCGUGUGGAGGCGAGAGCGGCUACACCACGUUGUCUGACCCCACCACCCCAACGGCGACCCCCUCUGCCACCCCGGUCCCAGGACAGCAGCGCGGGGCGGGGGUCCCCAGGUCCCCGAUCAAACGACACCAGUGCACUUAUGAGGGGUGCGACCGCGUUUACGGCAAGUCGUCCCACCUGAAGGCGCACAUCAGGACCCACACAGGAGAGCGGCCUUUCCCGUGCACUUGGCCCGACUGUGAGAAGAAGUUCGCCCGCUCCGAUGAGCUGGCCCGCCACACGCGCACUCACACCGGGGAGAAGCGCUUCCAGUGCCCGCUGUGCGACAAGAGGUUCAUGCGCAGUGACCACCUGAUCAAGCACGCUCGCCGCCACCCAGACUUCCAGGUCACCAUGCUGGGCCGCAACAAGGGCCCCGCACUACCGCACUAG